Messenger RNA from Sphaeramia orbicularis (orbiculate cardinalfish), 2725 nucleotides. RefSeq names its product protein adenylyltransferase SelO-like. Lineage: Eukaryota; Metazoa; Chordata; Actinopteri; Kurtiformes; Apogonidae. The record is from RefSeq and is a predicted model, not a curated record. Bases 762 to 2513 code for a protein of 583 amino acids. The transcript is spliced from 19 exons.
UUCGCAGACAGUAGAAGUGAUUAUUAUUUUAUUCAGAAUAUUUUCUGUAACUCACUGACAGCUGAAAAUUAUUAUCGUUUUGUUUUUAGCCUGAAGAUAACUUAAUAAAAAGUCUUUCCCGCUCACUAUAUAUAAUUGGGCAAAAGUUUAAUAGUGGAUUGCUAUUACUUAGCUUAGCUUAGCUUAGCUGAGUGGAUGUUAUCGAAAUGUGAGCGUUUGUUUUGAAAAGUUGUGGCAAAUAAAACCUGACAGUAAAUAUUUCUAUGCGUUAAAACGUGACUGUAAAUGUUUCUAUACGUUAAAACCUGACAUUAAAUGUUUCUAUAUAUUAAAACCUAACAGUAAAUGUUUCUAUACAUUUAAACCUGACAGUAAAUAUUUAUACGUUAAAACCUGACUGUAAAUAUUUCUAUACGUUAAAACCUGACAUUAAAUAUUUCUAUGCGUUAAAACGUGACUAAAUGUUUCUAUACGUUAAAACCUGACAUUAAAUGUUUCUAUAUAUUAAAACCUGACUGUAAAUGUUUCUAUACGUUAAAACAUGACUGUAAAGGUAACCUUGCUCUCAUUUCAUGGUGGGGUUCAAUAUUUUUGUAAUAAAUGAUACUAUUUAAGAGUAAACUGAUAUAGGGCAGGAUAACAAAAGUCUGGCUGAAAUUUACAUUUGGUCAGUAGCACUUUGUCCUGUGAUAAUGACUAGUUUAAAAUAAGAUUUAUUUUACGUCUCUCAUGGUGCCAGGUUUACUUGCUCUUUAUUAGACAUGCGGACCUUCCACAGAGCAUUAGUCUUUGCCCUCAUAGCAGUAAAUAUCCUUUCACCUAUUUAUAUGCUUGAUUUUUGCCAAAGUAGUGACCUAGACUGUCACAACCAUGACAUGUCAUCAGACAUACAGCCAUCCGCACACACCUAUAAAUCCAGAUGGAACAUUAGUGUCACAAACCUGAUGAAGGACUUGGACCACUUCAGAGUAUCAUCCAAAAAGCUCAUAGAAACAUUCCCAGUUGAUGAGAUUAGUGGCAACUUUGUCCGCACUGUGAAAAACUGCAUAUUUUCCAAAUCCAUUCCAACCCCACUGAAAGGCCCGUUAAAGCUGGCAGCACUUUCUAAGGUUGUCAUAGAGGAGAUAUUAGAUUUAGACAUGGCUGUAACACACUCCAGUGACUUUCUGCAGUUUAUCAGUGGUGGCAGGCUGCUACCAGGAUCUGUCCCUCUGGCACACAGAUAUGGAGGUCAUCAGUUUGGCUUCUGGGCGGGUCAGCUGGGUGAUGGUCGAGCGCAUUCCCUUGGUCAGUAUAAAAACAGGAAAGGAGACGUGUGGGAACUGCAGCUUAAAGGCUCUGGGAAAACACCAUUUUCAAGGUCAGGAGAUGGUCGAGCUGUGAUCCGCUCAUCUGUCAGAGAGUUUCUGUGCAGCGAGGCCAUGCAUUCCUUAGGGAUUCCCACAAGCAGGGCUGCCAGUCUAAUUGUAAGUGAGGAACCAGUGCUGAGGGACCAGUUCUACAACGGCAACGUGAAGACGGAAAGAGGAGCUGUUGUUCUUCGUUUAGCUAAGUCAUGGUUUCGGAUUGGAUCAUUAGAAAUUUUGGCUGAAAGUGGAGAGAUAGAUCUUCUAAGAAAACUACUGGAUUUUGUGAUUAAUGAACAUUUCCCUUCAAUCAAAGCAAAUGACCCAGAUAAAUAUUUAGUGUUUUAUGCCACAGUUGUAAAUGAAACAGCACAUCUGAUCGCACAGUGGAUGUCAGUGGGAUUUGCACAUGGUGUGUGCAACACAGACAACUUCAGUCUCCUGUCCAUCACUAUCGACUAUGGGCCCUUUGGCUUCAUGGAGUCAUACAACCCUAACUUUGUCCCAAACACUUCUGAUGAUGAGGGCAGAUACAGGAUCGGAGCUCAGGCCAACGUGGGUCUGUUUAACCUGGAGAAGCUGCUGGUGUCUCUGAGUCCAGUGCUUUCUCAAAAACAGCAGAAAGAGGCUAAACAUAUUUUAAAAGGAUAUGUAGAUAUUUACCAGAUGAGGAUUCACCAACUUUUCAAAGCCAAACUUGGCCUUCUUGGUGAGGAAACGAAUGAUGGUUUCCUUAUCGCCUUCCUGCUUCAGAUGAUGGAGGACACACAGAGUGACUUCACUAUGACCUUCAGGCAGCUCAGUGAAGCGUCUGCAGAUCAGCUUCACAGCAGGGACUUCACACAGUUGUGGGCUCUUGAGGACCUUUCAUUGCACUUGCAUUUCUCUGAAUGGCUCAGCACAUACCUGCUUCGCCUCAACAGGCAGGAAAAUGAAGAUGUGGAUCGUCAACACAGGAUGCAAAGUGUAAAUCCUCGGUACGUUCUGAGGAACUGGAUGGCCGAGUCAGCUAUACAGAAAGCUGAGAUGAAUGAUUUUUCAGAGGUGGAGCUGCUGCACCAUGUCCUAUCGUUUCCCUUUGUUACACAAGAGACUGCAGAGGAGGCGGGCUAUGCAGCACGACCUCCACAGUGGGCUAAAGGGUUAAAAGUCAGCUGUUCCUCUUGAGUGCAUGGACUAAUGUGUAUUUUAGUCUGGUGUUUCAUAUUUGAAUCAGAGGUUUUUUUUCCAAAAUGAUAUAUGAACUGAAGGAGACAGAGUAACUCAAAUCUUACUACUAUUAUAAUGAUAUUUGUAUCAGAAAACCACAUUAUGACAGUUGUAUUUUAGUACGUAAGAUACACAUGUACUUUGCCGCCGAAUUAAAGAUAAUGCGACUU